CUUCUCUCUGCAGCAAAGAGCAGAGGGGCAGAAACGGCAGCAGCAGCUGUCGCUUUUGUUUUUCAUUUGUUUUUAAUUUUUUUGGCUAGUUAAAAAUAAAAAAUUUCUUCAAAGGGUGGGGAGGGGAGUGAAAUGAAUCAAAUGUGAUGGGAAGUGGAGUUUCCACGCUCUGUCCUUGCUUUAACCCGGUGACAAACCGGUCGAACCGGCGACAGGAUAAUCACCCGGACCUGAUCUUUGCUUCAUCAGAGCCGUUGGAUGAAACCCUAGGCCACUCCUUUUGUUACGUUCGAUCUUCCAAUCGUUUCCUCUCCCCGACUUCUUCCGAUCGUUUCGUUUCUCCUACGCACUCUCUUCGUUUCUCUCCGUCGCAUGACCCGAAAACCCGAACCGGACCCGAAACUUUGUUUAAAGCCAUAUCCGGAGCCUCCGUGAGUGCUAACACGACGACCCCCAGAACUGUCCUCCAACUUGACAAUAUUGACGACGAUGCCACUGAGAAUACCCUCGGUUACGGCGUUCCGAGCAGUAUCGUUAGCGGGAAUGGCUUCGAGAGCACAUCGUUGUUUAGUGCCUUGCCACUGCAGCCGGUGCCACGUGGUGGAGCCCAUGACCCGAUGGAGCGGGGUGGGUUCAUGUCGGGUCCUUUCGAGCGCUGGGCGGUGUCAGGUCCACUGGAGGCCAACGCGGGUCCCGAAGGGAGAGUACAUUUCUCGGCACCGUUGGGUGGCAUUUACGUAAAAAAGAAGAAGAAGGGCAUUUCAGCGAUUUUGAAGAAUUUGUCCGAGAAGAAACGGCCUUGGGUGGUUCCGGUGUUGAAUUUCGUCGGGAGGAGGGAGAAUUCCGAGGAGACGGAGGCUGCGGGAGCGGCGGAGUGGAAGACCGAUGGUGAUGUGCAGUGGGCGUUAGGGAAGGCCGGGGAGGAUAGGGUCCACGUCGUUGUUUCGGAGGAGCAAGGGUGGUUGUUUGUUGGGAUAUACGACGGUUUUAAUGGGCCGGAUGCACCCGAAUUCUUGAUGGGUAAGCUCUAUCGAGCUGUUUUCAAUGAACUCCAAGGUCUAUUUUGGGAGCUUGAUGAAGAAACUGAAAAUAAAACUGAAAAUGAAAAUGAAGCUAAAAAUAAUAGUAACUCACCUAACUUAAUAAUAGCUACAGCUAGUUUAAAUAACACUGAUAGUGAAACUGAGAAUCGAAUGAAAUCUGUUAAGGAGGUUAAGAGUGCCGGGGAGAGUUUAAUUGGGGAGAUUGAAUCGAGUGGAGUGGUAAAAGAGACGACGAGGAGGGUUACAUUUGAAUCAGAGGGGACUGAGAUUAGGAGGAGGAGGUUGUGGGAGUUUCUAGCCGAGGAUGACCCGGAAGAUGGGUUGGAUCUUUCAGGGUCUGAUAGGUUUGCGUUUUCCGUGGAUGAUGCAAUUAGUGUAAGUAAAGAGGCGUCUGCAGUGGGUAGGAGGUGGUUGUUGUCGAAAUUGAAGCAGGGGUUGUCGAAGCAUAGAGAAGGGUCAAGGAGUUUGUUGUUUCCAUGGAGGUUUGGGUUGGAAGAGAAUGAGAGGGCUGAGGUGGUAGAUAAUAGAGUGGAGGAGAUGGUUCAAAAGACUGGGAGGAGAAGGAAAGAAGGUCCGGUUAAUCAUGAAUUUGUUUUGAGGGCAUUGUCGAGGGCUCUGGAAGUAACUGAACUAUCAUAUUUGGAUAUGACAGAUAAGGUGCUUGGAACGAAUCCAGAGCUCGCAUUGAUGGGUUCGUGUUUGUUGGUGGUUUUGAUGAGAGAUGAGGAUGUGUAUGUGAUGAACGUGGGGGAUAGUAGGGCAAUUGUUGCACGGUAUGAACCAGAGGAAGUUGGUUCCAGUAUGGAGGGAAGAGGGCGAGAGGAAAAUGGGUCAAGCAUGGAGGGUAUAGUGGAGGAGACAUUGGCCACGGGUGAAAAGGCAAUUAAGCUGGUGAAGGAGGCUCCUGUUGAGCCCAUGAGAUUGAUUGCAUUGCAGUUGUCAACUGAUCAUAGCACAAGCAUUGAAGAAGAAGUCAUAAGAAUCAAGAAUGAGCAUCCAGAUGACAGCCAAUGCAUUGUCAAUGACAGAGUGAAAGGUCGACUUAAAGUAACCAGAGCAUUUGGUGCAGGAUUUCUGAAAAAGCCCAAGUUGAAUGAUGCAUUAUUGGAGAUGUUUCGGAAUGAGUACAUUGGUACCGUGCCAUAUAUAUCCUGCUCACCUUCUCUUUGUCACCAUAGACUUUGCCCAAGGGAUCAAUUUUUAAUCCUCUCCUCUGAUGGAUUAUAUCAGUAUCUGAGCAAUCAGGAAGUGGUUUCUCUUGUUGAGAGUUUUAUGCUGAAGUUUCCAGAUGGAGACCCUGCACAACACCUGAUAGAGGAGGUUCUUUUCUGUGCUGCCAAGAAAGCUGGCAUGGAUUUCCAUGAAUUACUGGACAUCCCACAAGGAGAUCGAAGAAAGUAUCAUGAUGAUGUCACUGUCAUGGUGAUAUCUCUGGAGGGAAGAAUUUGGAAGUCAUCUGGAAAGUACUUAUGAAACUCUUCACAUACUGGCUUCACAACAAGCAAUUUCUAGAAACAAGUGACUCAGAACACGGAAGUUUCAAAUUCCUUAAGUCCACUUCUUUGAAGCACUUGGAAAAUGUGGGUGCUGGCCCAUUUUUCGUGGGUCUCAAACGGGUUGUUUUUCGGGUCUUACACCGUAAGCAUACAGUUGAUACGAGGAAGUCCAGAUGAUACUAUCAAAGACCAAUGUUAGAUAGUCAUCAGGAGUUGAGUAGAUGCCUGAAAUUUUAUUUCCGGAUAAAAGAAAAAAUCUGCAGAUGGGAUUACCAGGAAAUGCUCUUUAGGGACAGAAAAGAAAGAGAUAAUCUUUUUGUUUCUCAUUUUCAUUAUUUUUCCUUUACUUUGCUUUCUUAGAGGAUUUUGCAUAGGCGGGAGGCUCAUUCAAUUCUGGGUGCCUUCCUUUUUCAUCUUUUUUAGUUUCUUUUUAGAGCCAAAAAGACAAAGUGAAAAUAGUCUGUAAUUUGGUGGUGGGGGGAUACAAACAUUAGGUAUAGUUACCGAACUCGAGCAUUUCCUCGUCAAAAGUGAGCAUCUGUCAUUUUGAAGGGUGAUGUUGGUUCACAUUAGUUGGAAUUUCUUCCAGGAUCCUUUUUUAGAGUUUAUCUUCUGCUCGCGCAAACAAUUUUUCGAGCCUUCGAGCACAAUAAUCAUCUCCAUGGUGAGUUCAAACUAUAUACCAAUAUCAACAAAAAAUAAAAGUAAAUUAGUAAAUUACUCUUGUAUGCUUACAUUUAAGGAAGAAAUUUAAGGAUUUUCGAAAGACUUAUGGGAUAAUACUCAAAUAGAAAUGAAAAAAUUGGGUUAGAGAUCCACGUAGAGAGCUGGUAG
Messenger RNA from Durio zibethinus, 3373 nucleotides. Its product is annotated as protein phosphatase 2C 29-like. Gene Ontology annotation, molecular function: protein serine/threonine phosphatase activity. The record is from RefSeq and is a predicted model, not a curated record. Gene Ontology annotation, biological process: protein dephosphorylation. NCBI's taxonomy places the organism in Eukaryota, Viridiplantae, Streptophyta, Magnoliopsida, Malvales, Malvaceae.